UUAAUGUUUCUUUUUUUGUUUUUUUGUGGUGCAUAAUUGAGGCAGCUGGAACACUGUGCUUGUGAGGACACUUCUUCUAAUCUGCAGCCUUGCAUUACAGAGUUAUGUCAUGCCGCAUAAGGGCCAUGCCCACUUUUAUGGAGAGCACUCAGCAAGGCUUAUCACACUCUCACGACACCGGCGCGCGACUCACUGCAACAGGUGAACUAACUCCCGCGUGCAACACACACACUCACACACACACUCUGUCUCAGAGACACACACGGCAGCUAUCAUGGGGAAUCAACAGCAGUCAUGUCGCAUUAUCGUCCCGGUUGCCAUCUUAUUGCUGGCGACUGUUGGCAUUCUUCUGCUCGCCAUCAACACCGAGGACGUGAAGGAACCCGCACAGUACAUGUAUGGUAUCGUCCUGGAUGCUGGAUCCUCCCAUACAGCUAUGUUUAUCUACAAAUGGCCUGCAGACAAACAGAACGAUACUGGCAUCGUCAGCCAGCAUAGCGAGUGCCAUGUGAAAGGAGGAGGAAUAUCGAGCUAUGCCAGUCAGAGAGGAGGAGCUGCUCGUAGCCUGGAGGUGUGCAUGGAGCAGGCUAUGCAGGACAUUCCAAAGGCAAGGCAUCAGGCCACACCUUUGUAUCUUGGAGCCACAGCUGGCAUGAGAUUACUGAACAUUUCUCAUCCCAAAGAGUCAGGUGAGAUUUUGAAGGAAGUAGAAGAAAAGCUGAAGAGCUAUCCAUUUCGCUUCAAAGGGGCUACCAUACUGACAGGGCAAGAGGAAGGUGCAUAUGGCUGGGUCACUGUCAACUACCUGUUAGAGAACUUUAUCAAGUACGGGUUUGUAGGCCACUGGCUGUCCCCUGGCAAAGAGACGGUCGGUGCGCUAGAUUUCGGUGGUGCCUCUACUCAGAUUACCUUCGAAACCAAGGACAAUGUGGAGGACAAGAACAACCUGAUGAAGCUGCAGCUGUACGGCAGAAACUACAGCAUCUACACUCAAAGCUUCCUGUGCUACGGCAAGGACCAGAUGUUACGCAAACUGCUGGCUCACCUGGUUAAGUCUCAGGGCACAGAUGGACUCAUAACCCACCCUUGCUAUCCAGCAGGUCACAAUGUGUCUAAGACACUGGACAUAUUGUUUGAUUCUCCCUGCACAGCAACCAGCAAACCCACUCCGUUUAAGGGUGAGAAGCAGCUUAAUAUUGUAGGCUCGGGGAACUACCAGCAGUGCAUGGGGAACAUGUCCCAGAUCUUCUCUUUCCAGCCCUGUUCCUACUCCAAGUGCUCCUUCAAUGGCAUCUUCCAGCCCAAUGUUACUGGCAAAUUUAUGGCAUUUUCAGCUUUCUACUACACUUACUACUUCCUACAGCAGGCCACAGGCAUCACAGUCACUUCCCCCAAGCUCCUAGAAGAGGCCGCUAUCACCGUCUGCAACAUGACCUUCCAGGAGAUGGUGAAGAAGGUUCCAGAUCAGUCCAACCGACUGCAGGACUACUGUGCAACCACAGUCUUCAUCCAGGUGCUUCUUCUGAAAGGCUACGGGUUUGAUCUGAACUCUUUCUCCCACAUCUCCUUCCAGAAGAAAGCAGGGGACACCUCGAUUGGUUGGGCUCUUGGUUACAUCCUGAACCUCAGCAGCCUCGUGCCAUCUGAGAGUGUGUCCCUGAGAAAGGCUCUCUGUCCAGGAGCCUGGAGCAUGCUCAUCUUCCUCUUCACUUUCCUGCUCAUCCUAGCAGUCGUGUUUCUGCUGGUGUCCAUGUGCUGCAAGAAGAAAGGAAAUGACAACGUACUAUAACUAUGACCGUUUACAAUGUUUUUAUGUUUUUAUGCACUGAUUGAACAAAGUGGCAAAGGGCUGUUUAUGACCCCUGAUGUGAAAUCAUGAUUUUAGUAGGUCAGACAAGGUGAACAAAAAUAUAUACACUGGUAGUAUAUUAGAUUAGAAAAUGAAUUAGAAGUAAUCAGUAUCAGUUUCAGCUGUAGGACAAAAAAACAAUACUAAGGGGAUCUUUUUUUUUUUUUUUUUUUUUUUUAAAUAAAACCAAAUAGAUUUAGGAUUUUUUUAUUGUUUGUUUCUAAUAAAUGCAUUCAGGGUUAUUUUCAGUAACAGUUUAAGUAGGUUAUGUAGCACCUUUGAUAAAGAUUUGGUUUAAAGGAUUGUUUUAAAUGAAAUGUUAUGAUGCUAGAAUAUUUUUAUAAUGUGUGCAGAUUCGUGAACUCAGGAAUGAUGCAUUUUAUACACUAUGAUUAUGAAGAAAAGUUUUGAAUCUGGAAUCCUUGGCUCUGUGUGAUGAAUAAAAACUGUUUUCUA
Molecule: messenger RNA, 2305 nt
Organism: Pangasianodon hypophthalmus (striped catfish)
Lineage: Eukaryota; Metazoa; Chordata; Actinopteri; Siluriformes; Pangasiidae
Product: ectonucleoside triphosphate diphosphohydrolase 2
Exons: 9
Coding region: 275-1789 (504 amino acids)
Biological process (GO): nucleoside diphosphate catabolic process
Cellular component (GO): plasma membrane
Molecular function (GO): UDP phosphatase activity; GDP phosphatase activity
Source: RefSeq, a predicted model, not a curated record